AUGAGGACUCUUCCUGGGGAUGCGCGAUACACUCGCUUCACGCACGGAAAAGAACUGUCCAAGGCUGGUCAGGCCAUGUCUGGCGAUGAUCCUUAUCUGUUGCGAAACAAGUCGAAGCGCGACCUCGUCCUCCAUACUCCGGCGCAGAUGAGAGACUUUUUCAAAGGAGAUGGAAAACUCCACACCAAGCAGCAGGAUGCAAGCAUGGGCGCGUACUUCCUUCGCAGUCUGGGCCAGUGUGUAGGAGCACAAAAUGGACCACGCUGGCACCAAACUCGCUACCACUUGGAACAGUUCUUCUCCGCUAUUGAAGCUGCAUCCAUGAUUACAGAUUUCCAGCGGGUUUUGAAUAACUGGGCGCAAACACUGCCGGAUAAUGCAGCAUCGCAGCAGAUAGGCGACAGGAAGUUCCUGACCGACAGCGUUGAAAUAUGUCGACAGCUUCCUUUUCGUAUGAUUGCGAUGUGUCUUUACGGAAACAUGCUAACCAGCGAGCGAUUCGAUACGCUGUGGCGCCUCAACAAGGUCCAUGAGAAGGUCACGCAGUAUACGUUCUUUGGCACAUGGGAGAAUAUGCCUUAUUAUCAUCUGCUUCCCACUGCAGCAAAUAGAGUCCUGGCUGAGUAUGAGCAUGGAUGGAAGGAAUUUAACCUGGAAAUCAUCAACGCAGCUAGAAAGAGCAACACUUCCUGUCGAGCAGCACGCAUGUUCCAAGUUGUUGAAUCGGGUGACAUGACAAUGGACAUGUACCUUCAAUCUCUAGAUGAAAUCCUGUUCACCAACAUCGAUGUCACGUCCGCCCAGUUUGCCUACGGAUUGAUCAAUAUGGGCAAGUCUGCAGCAGCUGGACGAAGACUAUACGACGAGGUCAGCACUGUUGCUGUCGAAGAAGACGAAAUCGACUUUUACGCCCGAAAGGACGAUACAUUCCUGCACAAGAUGUAUCUGGAGAUUCUACGAAGCAAUCCGCCCAUCUGGUUCACCUUCCCCGAAACCACCGCGGUCGAGAAACGAAUCGACGGAUUCCUCAUCCCAGCCGGUACCAACGUGGUUAUUGACACACUUCGACUGAAUAAAUCAUCUCCGAUCUGGGGAAACACCGGCCACGAGUUCCACCCCGAACGAUGGGAUCAUAUCACCACUGGACAGGCGCGGUAUAGCUGGCUGGGGUACGGCAUGGGCCCGAGAAAGUGUCUGGGAAAGAACUUUGCCAAUAUCAUCCUGAAGCUGUUCCUGAUCUCGGUCAGUCGGCACUUCACCCUGGAUGCAGGAGAGGGUGCCGUUCAGAUCAAGAGGGAUCGGUUUACAUGCGUGCCGGAGCAGUUGGUCGUGUUUGAACAGCGGUAG
Messenger RNA from Aspergillus versicolor CBS 583.65, 1347 nucleotides. RefSeq lists its product as uncharacterized. The record is from RefSeq and is a predicted model, not a curated record. Bases 1 to 1347 code for a protein of 448 amino acids. Gene Ontology annotation, molecular function: oxidoreductase activity, acting on paired donors, with incorporation or reduction of molecular oxygen; heme binding; monooxygenase activity. NCBI's taxonomy places the organism in Eukaryota, Fungi, Ascomycota, Eurotiomycetes, Eurotiales, Aspergillaceae. The transcript is spliced from 7 exons.